AUUAAUUGAAUUAGAGCGGCGUCACUACAGAGAUAACCAGGGCGUGAAGAACUAGGGCGGCGUUCAACACCACCGAUGGCAGAAAAAGAUGUGAACCCUAAAGCUUAUCCAUUGGCCGGGGCAGAACUCACCAUAGUUAUACAUGACUUGGUAGCACAAGCUGCCAACUAUAAGCAGCUUAAGAAGGGUGCUAAUGAAGCUACUAAGACACUAAACAGGGGAAUUUCUGAGUUUAUUGUGAUGGCUGCUGAUACUGAACCACUUGAAAUUCUUCUUCACCUUCCACUUCUUGCUGAGGAUAAGAAUGUCCCCUAUGUGUUUGUUAAAUCCAAAGAAGCUCUUGGCCGAGCUUGUGGCGUUACUCGACCAGUGAUUGCUUGUUCGGUUACAAGCAAUGAGGGAAGCCAGUUGAAAGCUCAAAUAACUGAACUUAAGAAUGCCAUUGAGAAGCUUCUCAUAUGAAUGCCUAGUAACUUCAGCAUGAUGGGCCUCAUGGAUUGAUUCUCAACAGAAUUAGCUGAGGCUUUGACUGGACAAGUUGUUUAUUCAACAUUACUCUUGUGUGUUUGUUUGUUUAUUUGUUUAAUUUACUCCAUGUUAAGAAAGAUUGAUAAUCAUGUAGUUUCUUCCUGAGUUCCUGUCAUUCUGUAUUUGUUUUCAACGGUUAUUGUUAUUGUUUUUUCUUUUAUAAUGUUCUGCAUUUAUUAACCAAAAAACAUCCUUUGCCUUCCCUUUCUAUUGAUCUGAAAAAUUGUGAGA
This is a messenger RNA of Cuscuta epithymum, 759 nucleotides long. NCBI's taxonomy places the organism in Eukaryota, Viridiplantae, Streptophyta, Magnoliopsida, Solanales, Convolvulaceae. The record is from the annotation of a GenBank genome assembly.